AUGACACAAGAUCUUGUUAUAUCGCGCCCAGGGGCGACUUACGAGACUCAGCCGCCUGUUGCGGGGCCGACAGAGUCCGCGUUCGUCGAAACAUUCGGAGCACUACUGCCAGCCGCCCAAUUCCUUCAGACUCCCCGCGGCAAGGCUGCUUAUUACGAGAUCAAACCUUCAUCCAACGAUGGAAACACCAAGAUUGACAAAGUACUGUUCAUCCAUGGUGUUCAGACCCCAGCGCUAGGCAUGCUGCCCCUUGCCCGCGCUCUCGAGAAAUCGUUCCCGGCUGCGCAUUUGGUACUGAUUGAUCUCUGGGGCCACGGAUUGAGCGAUACACCCGUUGCUCCGCACGAAGCAUCGCUAUUCCACGAGCUUAUUGACAACCUAUUGGAUCACCUGAGCUGGCAGUCUGCUCAUCUCGUGGGCUUUUCCUUCGGCGGAGCCACUACUGUCAGCUACGUUGCAUCCAGACCUUCGCGCGUCAAAAGCUUCACUCUCGUCGCGCCCGCAGGACUUCUAGAAAUGUCCAUGUUCACACCCGAAGAGCAGGCCUGUCUUCAAGGAGGCGACGACGCUGCUGCGAAGAAGUGCGUCUUGAACAUUCUCGAGGGUGGAGAUCUCGUUGUACCGGCGGAUUGGAAGCAAAGGGUCGCCAGUGGUGAGAUUGUUGCAGAGGCUGUGCGUGAGUGGCAGAUGCGCGAACACCCAGGACAUACGGCUUCGGUUGUUGCGAUCUUUAGAGACGGCGGUGUGAUGGGUUCGUAUGCUCACUUUGAUAAGGCGGCCGAGACUGGAAUUCCUUCGCUCGCUGUGCUUGGAGAGCUGGAUGGCCUGUGUAGUAAGGAACAACUUAAUACGCAUGGAUUCAAGAAUGUUUUUGUGGUUCCAAAGGCUGUUCAUAGUGUUGUCAGGGACCAGGCUGAAGAUGUCGCUAAACUCAUCGGCGACUUCUGGAAGACACUGGAGAAGCAAUGA
Fusarium musae is the source of this 969-nucleotide messenger RNA. RefSeq lists its product as uncharacterized. Lineage: Eukaryota; Fungi; Ascomycota; Sordariomycetes; Hypocreales; Nectriaceae. The transcript has a single exon. The coding region runs from base 1 to 969 and encodes 322 amino acids. The record is from RefSeq and is a predicted model, not a curated record.